GUAGCUCCCAGCAUCUUUGAGUCACAAGACAGGUGAUCCGGGGCUAUGAGUAUCUCAGAACUCUGGUCCCGGGUGCACAACAGAGGCGAUUCCCCUGCUGUACUCUGGGAUCUUGCGGGGUGAGGGGGCUGGGGAGAACCUGUCGGCACCGCCCCGGGCCACCUUAGGAGCUGUCCAGUGCUGACCACGGAUGCCUCCGGGCCUCCGGGCCCCCGGGGUGCUCGGACCAGAGCCUGCCGCGCCCCGCAGAGCCUGGGCUGAGCUGCUGGGAGCGCUGACGCAGAGCGCUGGGAGAGCUGGGAGCAGUUGGCUCUGAGCUGGACAUGGAUCUGCAGAGACCGGACUCCUACCAGGGCGGAGCUGGCCCUCAUUUCAGCGAGCAUGUCCUACACAAGACCAUUCUGGUUGGUGACAGUGGCGUUGGGAAGACGUCUCUACUGGUUCAGUUUGACCAGGGGAAGUUCAUCCCCGGCUCCUUCUCAGCCACCGUGGGUAUCGGGUUCACAGUGAUGCUUCUUGGAGACUCGGGCGUCGGCAAAACCUGUUUCCUGAUCCAAUUCAAAGACGGGGCCUUCCUGUCCGGAACCUUCAUAGCCACCGUCGGCAUAGACUUCAGGAAUAAAGUGGUGACAGUGGAUGGUGCCAGGGUGAAGCUUCAGAUCUGGGACACUGCAGGACAGGAGCGCUUCCGCAGUGUGACCCAUGCUUAUUACCGAGAUGCUCAGGCUUUGCUCCUGUUGUAUGACAUCACCAACCAGUCUUCUUUUGACAACAUCAGGGCCUGGCUCACAGAGAUCCAUGAGUAUGCCCAGAGGGACGUGGUGAUCAUGCUUCUAGGCAACAAGGCAGAUGUAAGCAGCGAAAGGGUGAUCCGUUCUGAGGAUGGAGAGACACUGGCCAGGGAGUAUGGUGUUCCCUUCAUGGAGACCAGUGCCAAGACUGGCAUGAACGUGGAGUUGGCCUUUCUGGCGAUUGCCAAGGAACUGAAAUACCGCGCAGGGAGGCAGCCUGAUGAGCCCAGCUUCCAGAUCCGAGACUAUGUGGAGUCCCAGAAGAAGCGCUCCAGCUGCUGCUCCUUUGUGUGACUCCCGAGGGGCUAAGAGGAGGCCCAGAGACCCUUGGGGAUGCAGUUACUCCAACUGCCACACCAACUAGGAGAAGCUGGGGGCUCAGCGGGUGGCCCCCCGCCAAGGGAGUAGCCAUUACCCUAGUUUCAUUAGCUUCCCUGCAUCAUGGGAAGGAUUAAUUACUCAUACUUUAUCUUACUAUACAUAAACUAAUAACACAAAAGGUACCCAUAUGCCCCCAAAACCAAAAUAGGUAGGGACUCGGUGGUCCUUUGCUUUCUGGGGCUAAGUUCUAAAAGGCUGGGCCUCUCCUCUAGCAAGAGUGUUACUGCACCAGCAUGGCACCAGGUGGCGCCAAAGCACUGCUAGGGUAUGGGAGCUGGUUGUGACCCCAUCACCAAUCAUCACUAAGGGGGUUAAGGAGACCCCAGACUUCUCCUCUCUCAGCUCCCAGAAAGAUAAUAAGGGCCCUCGUGCUGGGAGCUAGCCCAAAGCCUUGGGAGAGAUAAACAUGGAGAUUGUCCUAAGAGGAAUAGCAAUUACUAGGUACUGAGUCUGCUCAGCUACCUCUGGCUUUCCCGACCCUCCUUCUGGAAGCGUGCACACGCCUUUUCUCCAGCACACAUGCACAGUGGGGCACCUGAAAACACUCCUGAUCUCUGGACCUCAUAUCCCAGGGGAUGCCCCGCUCUCCCAUGGAACCUCUCUCGUCAGCGUCAGCUUUCCACCUGGGUUCCUAGACAACCAGAGGUCAGAGUCUGGAAAAACCUUCCCCUCCCUCCCAAUCCUGAGACAAGGUGUACAGCACCAUGGCUAUUUAAGGCAGAGGUCAGAGCCAGAUAAAGAACUUGUUGGCUCCUAGAAUGUGUGGGAGGCAGAACUGAACAAAGCCAUAGUCCAGUUUUUCCCACUAAGCCCCAGCUCUCUAACUUCAGAGCAAUACUAGGGCAAAAUGAUUUUGUCUUUUCCUCUUCCACUAAAUUGGGUUGAGAGGGUGGGAAGUUGUCGAUUUUGGGGUGGGCUGAUGCAAUGUGCACAAGACAAGUGUGGGCAAGUCUAGGGUAUGAAGAGGGGUGACAAAGAAGCCCUGUAGGCCCAAGGCCAUGUGUCUCCCAAAGCUCUGAUCUGACCCUUAGAAGGAAGGACACUUGGAGGGGGCAGAUCCAUGACCUACAGGAAGCUUUACCACAUCUCUAUAGGUUGGGCAGCGACUGAGGCUCCAAGAAAGUAUGCAUUACACAUUUCUGAGGUGACUAUAUUUGCUUUCGAGGCAGAAAUCUUGCUCCCAGAGCAAAGUCAGCACUCUAAACGGGUUGAUAAGGAAGCUCUCUGUGACCGCUCAUAGGCAGAACAGGGAGGAGCCUGGGCUCCGGGUUCUCUUCUGGGGCUCUGAGCAGAUUGCCAGGAGCUCUAGUCUCAUAUAUAGCUCUGGGCCUCUGGCAUUUGUGU
Mus pahari (shrew mouse) is the source of this 2516-nucleotide messenger RNA. RefSeq names its product RAB37, member RAS oncogene family (gene Rab37). The transcript has 10 exons. Gene Ontology annotation, molecular function: GTPase activity; GTP binding. Lineage: Eukaryota; Metazoa; Chordata; Mammalia; Rodentia; Muridae. Bases 324 to 1085 code for a protein of 253 amino acids. Gene Ontology annotation, cellular component: endosome; Golgi apparatus. The record is from RefSeq and is a predicted model, not a curated record.